AACCCCACUGUCCGUUUCUCACUCUUUCCGAAUCGCAACCCUUGCCGCCGCCGCCGUCGAGCGCCACUUCGUCGUCCGUGCUUUUAAGCUCCUCCAUUCAUCGUCAAAAUAGGAUCUUUGAUGUCUAUGAUAUUCUCCUUCCUCUUCGCCUUCAUCGUUUAGAACAAUAAUAAGACUGAUCGACGUUCCUCUUUUCCAGCAAAUUUAUCUUCAACUCUAAUUCUAUGUUGAAAACUGGGAGGAGGUUGAUAGCAGAAGUACAGUAGUAGGAAGGGGCACGAUGAACAAAGAUAAGAUUUUUAAGCUGGCAAAGGGAUUCAGGGGGAGGGCGAAGAACUGCAUCAGGAUAGCUCGGGAGAGGGUGGAGAAGGCGCUGCAGUACUCCUACAGAGAUCGCCGCAACAAAAAGAGAGAUAUGCGGUCUCUCUGGAUCGAGCGCAUCAAUGCAGGCGCUCGGUUGCACGGGGUGAAUUAUGGUAAUUUUAUGCAUGGGUUGAUGAAGGAGAAUAUCCAACUGAACAGGAAAGUGCUGUCGGAGCUGUCGAUGCAUGAGCCAUAUAGCUUCAAGGCACUUGUGGACAUUUCAAGCAAUGCAUUUCCAGGAAACAAAGGCCCCAAAAAGGAUAGUUCAUCCAUUGUUGCGUGAGAAUCUUCUCUUCCAUUUUGUUUAUCUGAACCUCUUGUACUUGUGUUCUCAAGAGUAGAACUGAGUAUAUCUUUGGUAAUCUUGUCCAUCUUAUAAGUCAAGAAUUAAAACCACUAGAUUCAAUAUGAAAGACACAUUGUGCAAUCAACCUUGUGCCACUGGCAUUCAUCAUUAGAGCUGUAAAACCAUCUUGCUCAUGAGCAAUGUGACCGUUGAUCAAGUCUCAAAAUAAAUCAAAUAGGUGCAUCAAUUGUUGUUUAACAA
Musa acuminata AAA Group (dessert banana) is the source of this 910-nucleotide messenger RNA. RefSeq lists its product as uncharacterized. Bases 281 to 646 code for a protein of 121 amino acids. Gene Ontology annotation, biological process: translation; ribosomal large subunit assembly. The transcript is spliced from 3 exons. Lineage: Eukaryota; Viridiplantae; Streptophyta; Magnoliopsida; Zingiberales; Musaceae. The record is from RefSeq and is a predicted model, not a curated record. Gene Ontology annotation, molecular function: rRNA binding; structural constituent of ribosome. Gene Ontology annotation, cellular component: mitochondrial ribosome.